Messenger RNA from Anoplophora glabripennis (Asian longhorned beetle), 3990 nucleotides. It is a transcript of the gene fw, whose product is annotated as sushi, von Willebrand factor type A, EGF and pentraxin domain-containing protein 1. Lineage: Eukaryota; Metazoa; Arthropoda; Insecta; Coleoptera; Cerambycidae. The coding region runs from base 233 to 3595 and encodes 1120 amino acids. The transcript has 17 exons. The record is from RefSeq and is a predicted model, not a curated record.
GUCAUCAAUUCCCCACAUCACCUGUCCAAUUUACCUCAAGAAUUAAAUGGUACAAGAGAGGUAACGUGUCUGGGUCCGUUGGUGCUUUCAUUAUUGUUCAGUUCGCGGCUAAGAUCGCGCGCAUUCUACCAGAAGAACAACCGUCGCGAGUUUACUAUGAGAUAAACAGGUGGAUUUCCAAGUGACUGUAGUAACUAUUUGUGUUCUUAAAUGUGUUGUUAUAGAAGUAGAAAUGUGGUCUACCAAAUGUUUAAGCCAAAGGCCUAGAUAUAGUGCUCUAGUGAUCGUUUUUCUUGGAUUUAUUAAUGAGAUCGUUUGUCAAGAUAUCAAAUGCGGUCACCCAGCUGUUCCUGUGAACGCUCGAGUAACCCUGAGUUCACCGAGUCUGGUUCCCGGUACGAUAGCCACCUAUCAGUGCGACGAAGGCUACGAAACCUUCGGCAACACACAGACUUCCUGUUCGCCUUCUGGUCAAUGGGCGGGAGAGCUGCCUUUUUGCGGUGUAAACAUAGCUUUUAGGAAACCCGCCAACCAGUCCACCACUGUGAGAGGCGGCACCGCCCUGAACGCCAACGACGGCGAAAAAAGUACAAGCCACGACGGCAAAAGGUGUUCAGAAACGCAGAAAGAGGCCAGCCCAUGGUGGCAGGUGGACCUCUUGAGGCCGUACGCCGUGAAAGUGGUGAGAGUUACCACCAGGGGUUGUUGCGGGCAUCAACCCCUGCAGGAUUUGGAGAUCAGAGUGGGAAAUAGCAGCAGCGAUCUUCAGAGGAACCCGCUAUGCGCUUGGUUUCCUGGGACUAUAGACGAAGGAGUGACGAAGACGUUCACUUGCGCACGUGCCUUGACGGGCCAGUAUGUGUUUUUACAGUUGGUCGGCGUGGAGGGCUCAUUAUCCUUGUGUGAAGUAGAAGUUUUCACCACAGACGAAUUUUCUGUGGACAGAUGUGCCCCCCGAAAUGCCCCCGAGGACUCGCAGCUGGCAGCAUUUUCUAAGAUGUGUUAUGAAUUUGGUGUUGGUAGAGGAGGAUCCUUCGCGGAAGCAAGGGCUUACUGUCAAAGCCACAAUGGAGACUUGGUGCACGACAUGUCUCCUGGUCAAACGUCCUUUAUCUACGCGGAACUUGAAAGGAGGAAACCCAAUCUUAAGACACAGUUGGUGUGGAUUGGAGCCCAAAAAGAGCCAGGGCUCACGUCUAGAACAUGGAAAUGGGUUAACGGUGAUCUGGUGCAGCGCCCAGCAUGGGGAAAGGAUCAACCCAACAAUUACAACGGUGAACAGAACUGCGUAGUCCUUGACGGUGGGCGCGGGUGGCUCUGGAAUGACGUAGGAUGUAAUCUCGAUUACCUGUACUGGAUUUGCCAACACACUCCUUCUUCAUGUGGAAGUCCGGACAAGCUAAUAAACACGACAAUAGUUGGGGACAAUUACGAUGUAGGAUCUAACAUUGAAUAUAAGUGCCCCGAAGGACAUAUGCUUACGGGUGAUGGUAAAAGAAGUUGUGGAAAAAAUGGAUUUUGGACUGGAAUUGCCCCAACAUGUAAAUACGUCGAUUGUGGAGACUUGCCAGACUUAGAACAUGGCACCGUCACAUUAGAAGACAGACGGACAACUCACGGUGGAAAAGCUGUUUACACUUGUCACGAAAAUUACACUUUAAUAGGACACGAGAUGCGAAUAUGUGGAGACGACGGAAAGUGGACCAAUUCCACUCCAGAAUGUUUGUUUGACUGGUGUCCUGAUCCUCCAGCUAUCCACGGAGGAAUUGUCAGCAUAUCAGGCCAUCGAGCUGGAGAUACUGCCACAUAUGCUUGUCAGCCGGGAUACAUUAUUUUUGGACAAGGGAUUCUUUCUUGUGGACUUGGUGGCAAAUGGUCUGGCAAAGCACCUUCCUGCAAGUUUGUUGAUUGCGGAGCCCCACCUAACAUUGACAAUGGAAGAUACGAACUUAGAAACGGAACUACUACUGUAGAAAGCAUAGUAGAGUACCACUGCGAAGACGAUUACUGGCUUGAUGGACAGAAGGUACAGAAAUGCACGAGGGAAGGAAAAUGGUCUGGUGACGCCCCGUCUUGCGAACUAAUAACUUGCGAGGAGCCUGAAGUGCCGCCUGGCAGUUUUGUUGUGGGAUACGACUUCAACGUACAUUCUACCAUCAAAUAUGACUGUGAAGUUGGUCAUAUCUUGAGGGGAGAAGACACCCAUGUUUGUGAAAGAGAUGGGGAAUGGUCAGGAACUACGCCAACUUGUGAAUACAUCGACUGUGGUAAAGUACCCACCAUGCCAUAUGGAACAGUGGAAUAUGUUAAUGGAACUACAUAUUUAAAUAGCAUAAUCACUUAUAGCUGUGUUAGGAGUUAUAGACUGAAUGGAGUACCAAAGAGAAUAUGCUUAGAAAAUAAUCAAUGGAGCGAUUCUUCUCCAAAAUGCGAAGAGAUUCGAUGCCCGGAGCCAAUUCUGGCUGACCACAGCAUCCUGUCAGUAACUGGCAACGACAGAAUGUACGGCAGAACACUGAUACGAACGGCAGAAUCGACGAAUGUAGGAGCUACUUCAUACAAAAUUGGAGCGUUGGUUAAAUAUAGAUGCGAAAGGGGAUACAGGGUUGUAGGAGAGCCACUAAGUACCUGUGAAGAUACAGGAAAGUGGAGUGGUGAUGUGCCACAAUGUGUCUAUGUUGACUGUGGCAGUCCAGAAAUCAUGGACAAUGGAAAAGUAGUACUUCCUUCUAACGCGACUUAUUACGGUGCCCUGGCAUUAUACGCAUGUCACCCAAACUUUGAAUUAGACGGAGUAUCAAGGAGGCUGUGCUUAGAAAACGGAACGUGGAGCUCAGAUGCUCCUAGAUGUAGAGAAAUACAAUGUAAGGAACCAGAUGCCAUCGAAGGUGUAAACUACAAAGUCAGCACACUUAGCGUUGGCGGUGUUGCCCAAUACAGGUGUCCUAGGGGACACUCAAUGCAAGGAAAUUCAACUCGAAUCUGCCUAAAAACAGGCAGUUGGAGCGGGAUUGCACCUAUCUGUACCCCUGUAGACUGUGGACACCCAGGUACGAUAGAUAAUGGACGAAUAAUAGUAAUGAACGGCACAACAUAUAGCAAUGCAAUUGAGUAUCACUGCGUUCCCAAUUUUGAAAGGAUUGGCCCCUAUCUGAGGAAAUGCAUGGAAAAUGGGGAAUGGUCCGGAGAAGAACCAAGAUGUGAAAUGACUACUGGAGAACCCCAAGAAACAUCUAACCUGGGUUCUAGUAUUGGAAUUGGAGCUGGAAUUGUACUUUUCCUUUUACUCCUUCUUGGAGCCACUUACUUGAAAUUACGGAAACCAGUUGCAGUCAAGAACACAGAAAACGUCGAAGGCGCUGAAAGGAAGGAAGACAGAAACGCAGCGGUAAUGAGUUACGCUACCCUCAGCGAUCGAAACGGUUAUGCACACCCUAACCUAGAGUCAACGAAUAUUUAUGAAAACAUCCACGAAGAGAACUUGUACGAUGCUCCAUACGAAGAAACAAGUCGAGACAGUGGCACUUACGAACCAGAACCAAUCGAAAGGAUUUACGGAAACGCAGUGACUAUUAACGGAGUUGCAGUGCGAUAACACUAUGCAACUUAGUACUUUUUUGACUUGACUGUACAAAUGCUAACCAGAAGAGGGUAUGUUUAUUGACCAAAUCAAAAUUUGAGGGAAAGCGGAAAUGGAAGUAGUUUAUUUAUUGUCGGUUUCUGCAUCCAUCCAAGAUUUAUUUAUAAUAAUUAAUGAAAUUAAUAACGCAAACCAAAAAUGACGCUGAUGAUAAUUGAUGUUUAAAGUAAAAUCUCAAUAGUCAUUCGUUGUAAAGUACGAUAUGUAAAAUAUUGUUUAUUGUUAAUAGUGGGUGUGUCUGUGUAUGUGUGAUACAUGAUGAUUUCUGUCGAUCAAACUUGUAAAUACUCAUUUUGUAUUAAAUUUGUAGAAUAACUGUAUGUAUAGUUAAAAUAUAUCUAUAUAAUUUU